AAAACAAGUCUCAUAAUCUGCCAAAAGUAGCACUGGAAGGCAUUUCUCACGCGGGUCGGAUAGCGGGUCUUGUUUGGACCCGGCUGAAGGUUGAAGAUGGAGCGCGUGUACACGCGCUCCAGGCCUAUUUUUUAUUUUUAAAAGAACUAUUAAAUAUAUAUAGGGUACAUGUUGGUGGAUAAUUAACUUUCUUUUAGCUGUGCUCAUAAAUGAGGACAAACGCUUGAGCACUUGUUAAUAGUUUCUUAUCGCUUUUUUUCCCUCUGAAGAAAUCACUGAAAAAAAUUAAGAACAUAUAUAAUCUUAUAUAGUUAUGGCCAAACUACCCAUUCCUAACGAGGUCAGUAAGAUAUGGAGCGAAUGGCAACUCAGGUGCUGUAUCAUCUUUAGCCUCUUCCUUCAGGCUUUUCUAGUGUGCUUUGCACCCUUGAGACAGCGAUCAAGAAGCACAUUGCUUCUUUUCUUGGUCUGGUCGGCUUAUUUGCUGGCAGACUGGGUGGCCGCGGCCGCAAUCGGUCUCAUCAUCCAAAGCCAGACCGAUCUUUGCGAGUCCAACAAUGCAUCAGACGACCUUUUCGCUUUCUGGGCUUCGUUUCUUUUGCUUCAUCUCGGAGGUCCGAACAGUAUAACUUCGUUUGCUCUCGAGGACAAUGAGCUCUGGCUACGACAUCUUUUCGGACUCGUUUUGCAAGUCUGGGGAGCCGCUUACAGCUUAUAUAUCACGCUCCCUGAUAACAAGCUUUUGCUUCCCACGCUCAUUGUCUACGUCGUCGGAACCGUCAAGUAUGGGGAGAGAACUCGUGCCCUUUACCUUGGUAGCUCGGACAGGUUUGGUGUCAGUUCUUUGCCGGAGCCUGAACCUGGGCCUGACUAUGAAGAGGCAGCUGGGGCGGAAGCAGAAGCGGAGGCGGAAGUUGUGACAACUACAAACAACGAGCCGAUCCCAGUUGCUGAUGAUCAUCAAGGAAGCACUUUGUCAGGGGAUUCUGAUGGAACCAAAAUGCUUACAAUUGCAAAUAAGCUAUACGAAAGCUUUAUUAAGGGUUUCUUUGUUGGUUUGGUUCCUAGUCCAGAAUGUCAAGGGUCCAGCCGAAGUACUUUUCUGAGUUUGGAUGAUGACCAUAUUGGAGCUUUCAGAAUCAUGGAAUACGAAUUGAGCUUCUUGUACGAGAAUCUUCACACCAAGGUGGUUAUGGCAUGUGGACGACUCGGCUACAUCUUAGGCUUAAUCAGCUUCUGUUUCAUUGUCAGUUCUUGCAUGAUUUUUGCUUUCUCAGUUGAUAAACAUGAGUUUGACAAGUUUGACACCGGAGUUACUUAUGCCUUGCUUUUUGGUGCCAUUGUUCUUGAUUUCCUAUCAUUUGUUGAGCUCAUUUCUUCAGAUUGGAAUCUGGCCCUUGUGGCUCAAAGGAAGAUCAGCAACUUGAUCUGGAGAGUUUGUUACUCGAUUAAUAAUACGAGAAGAAGGUGGUCAUCAAGUGGUUGUUGGGUCUUACAAUAUGAUAUCAUUAGUUAUUGCCUUGAUGAACGUCCUAGGUGGGUCUAUAGGUUGGCUGAUUAUUUUCAUGCAAAGGAAAUUGCAGACAAGAUUAAAAUCGCCUUGUUUUCAUCCUCAGCGAAGGCAGAUGAAGAUGUUAAGGAGUUCAUUUUCAAAAGAAUGAAAAGGGAUUCAGAAAGAAGGCCUGUACCGGCCAGUUCAAAAGACAAGAGUGCGUUUUAUAAAGAUGGAGUGUACACUGAUCAGUUUUUGAAUAAUCCUCUGAAUAAUUUGGAUACAAAUCCUAGUAUUUUUAGUGCUCAAAUAAUGAUUAGAUUUGUAAACGAAAAACUAGCAAAAGACCUUCUUUCCCAGCACUUAGCUACUGAAAUCUAUUGUAACACUGUUGUUGAAAGAAGUAGGGACCAUGACCAAGGAACAAAUGAGAGAAAUGAUGAUGAUGCUGCCAUAAGAGGUAAAAAAACUUUGAAGUUUUUCUCGAAUUACGUGUUUUAUCUAAUGGUUAGACAACAAAGAAAGGUAUGCCAAUCUCUGGACUAUAUCUGGGAGGAAGUACUCCAAGAUACCUGUGAUGAGAUCAAGAGAUUUUGUGAAGAGAACAAGAUAACAAAUCAUCGUGAAGCGGUUGAGAAAAUGAAGGAAAAAUUUAGUAGUGGAUAUUCGUUGGAGGAACUCAAGGGGGCUCGUGCCAACGCAAGAUCAGAUAGCAACAAAUCAGGUGCUUCUAAAUCGGUGUUUCAAGAGGCAUGCAUCACUGCCAACAUUCUCAUCUUGUCUGACCACAAUUUGAACAGUCUGAUGAGUGAGCUAUGGAAUUUUCUUCUGCAGGCUUCCAUGAGUUGCAGACCAAUCGUUCUUGCGCAGCAACUUAGUAAAGAUGGAGAAUUUUUGACUUUCAUACCCCUACUAGCAGCUCAUUUGGGCUUGUCCCUUCAUGAUCUCUAGUUCUAUAAUAUAU
Molecule: messenger RNA, 2456 nt
Organism: Humulus lupulus (European hop)
Lineage: Eukaryota; Viridiplantae; Streptophyta; Magnoliopsida; Rosales; Cannabaceae
Exons: 1
Coding region: 314-2443 (709 amino acids)
Source: RefSeq, a predicted model, not a curated record